GCUUUUCUUUCUCUUUUCUUUCUCUUUCCUUAAUUGUUUAAACAAAAAUUUAUUAUUUCUCUACACUCCUUGAAAUAUUUUACUUGUGACGCAUAAUUCCACUUAUUUCAAGUUACGGCUACAACUCAAACAAUGGGAGCCAAACUUAGUAGACCGGAUCAAACGAUACCGAGCGAUGAACUAUCAAAAAAGAGAAAAAAGAGAAACACUGUCAUUCGAUCUAUUUUAUCCAAUUCGACAAAGAAAAAGAUGACCCUGAACAACAAUAACAUUGAUAAUAACAAUAAUGAAGAUACAAGUUCUCGUGUCACGAACACAGAAGCACCAAAACAAACAAUUUCUGGAGACACAAAUAAUGACGACACCUGUUUAAAUGAUCCUGCUGCGACAAUUUCAACUACAAAACGAUCUAUACUUUAUGACCCACUUAAAUCGAAUUCAAGACGAAGCAGGCGAUCUAGAAUAUCUUCUUCUUCUUCUUCUAUUCAUAAUCGUUUAUCUAUUCAUGACGAAAAUGCUCCAUUUUAUUCAAGGAGCAACAUUAGCAGUGGUUGGACCGCAUUAUCAAAUGACCCCUUUUCCCAAAUCGAAGUGAACACUUCCACCUUUACCGAGAUUACUGACCAUUCUACCAUUUCCCGAAAGUCACUUUACCCCGAAGAUACCUUAUUCUCCUCUACUACUACUACUACUGCUACUACUACACCCGUUCAACGUCCAUCGUCUUCAUUCUUAGCCUCAUCCGCAAGGGAUAUUCAGCAGCAAUUACAGAUGUAUCCCUCUCGAUCGUACCAGAUUAUCAAGGAGGCUUUUAAAAAGGCGCAGCUUCAGAACGACCCUUAUGACUGGACUCAAUUUUACACAGCUAUCGAUCACUAUGCUAUUCAAUCGCAUGACCCUGUUGCCUUGGUCUACUUAGCAAGAUGUCUUAUCUCAGGUCUAGGCUGCACUCCCGACAUACAGCGUGGUUUCGAGUUACUUAAAUCACACCCUUCAUGUGAAACAAACUAUGCUCUUGGACAUUGCUAUCUUGAUGGCCUUCCAGCGAAUGGUCCUCAUACCGUUCAAGAUGUUGAUAAAGCAACAGCAUUUGAAUGCUUUUUAUCAGCCGCUAAUGACUACGAACCGACCAAUGAAUCUAUUGCAACAACGAUUGCAGAAGCUCAAUGCAGAUUGGCUCGUAUGCUGUUUCAAGGCGAAGGAGUAGAGCAAAACUCAAGAGAAGGCUUUGAAUACUUGAUGAAGAGUGCCGAAAACAACAACAUGUAUGCCCAGUUUCUUGUGGGUGUUCACUAUGAACGUGGUCUGGAUAUUCCUCUAGAUCUCGAAAAAGCAAUGUAUUACUAUCAAAAGAGCGCCGAACAAGGUUUCCCUGACGCGCAAGCAGCCUUGGGAAACAGAUUGAUUGUAGAAGAAAACUACAAAGAAGGCAUUCAGUGGUUAGAAAAGGCUGUUCAAAUGGGAAAUAGUCGUGCUCAUCUCCAGCUUGGUAUACUUUAUGAUAAGGGCAUAGGCGUCGAACAAAGCAAUGAUCUUUCUUUACUUCAUUAUAAAGCUGCUGCUGAAAACGGCAAUCACGCUGCGCAGUAUAUUCUCGGACUAGUCUAUUACUUUGGUAGACUAGGAAAACAAAAGAACCAUAAAGAAGCCAUUCGACUUGUUAGACAAGCCGCCGUCUCUGGAUUCCCUUAUGCACAACGUGUGCUUGGCCAAUUCUAUCAACAAGGCAGUCUCUUUCUCCCACUGUCUUCACAGUCUGGCGCUGAUAAUAGGCUUCGAGUCAAGAAAAAUGAGCGUGAGGCUGUUCGAUGGUACAAACGUGCUGCCCUGGGCAAGGACAUACCUUCCAUGGGCCUUCUUGGCAAAUGUCAUGAACAUGGCAUUGGUGUCGAUAUUGAUUUAGAAAAGGCACUUGCUUACUACACAAAGGCUGCAGAAAAUCAAAGUCCCUAUGUUUACUAUGCUACUAUUGACCAAGCCCUUCUAUUACAACGAAUGGGUCGACACGUGGAAGCUUUCCGUUUAUAUUCUCACGUUUUGACUCAUGCUCAUCCAAUAGAUGAUAAGCAACCUAUUCAGACAGCCAAGUUAUCUGUUGCUCGAUACCACCUGAGCAAUAAAAUUGAGGGUAUCCCAUAUAAUCCAGCCCUUGCAUUACAGCUACUCACCGAAUUAGCCGAGACGACAAACGAACCUCAUGCUCACUAUUGGUUAGGCUCCUGCUACGAUGAAGGUAUCCCUGGCGUAUGUGAAAUUGAUCGACAAAAGGCGUUUCACCAUUUCAUGAUCGCUGCUGAGUCGGACGAUAUAGACGCCAUCUUUCUGGUUGCAUAUAUGAUGUCGAACAACGUGAUCCCUCAUAAAGGGCCUACAGACGCCUUUCCUUGGUAUCGCAAAGCUGCCCUCAAGGGCCAUCCUAUGGCUAUGCAUUCCCUUGGUCUUUGUUAUUACAAGGGCAUUGGGAUUGACAGACCUGACUUGGACACUGCCCUCGAAUGGUUUGAUAAGGCUGCUAAACAAGAUAUUACAGAAUCCAUGUCUUAUAUGGCUCGUGUUUAUCUUCAGCUGAUGAUGAUGCAUGUCGAACAAGUCGAAGCAGCACAACAAUACUUUGCCAAGGCAGUUCAGUGGCUCAAGAAAGCAGCAGAAAAAGAAGACGCCUAUGCUUUAAGAGAGCUAGGCAAAAUCUAUCUCUCUGGGAAGGGCCUUAAGGCAGAUUAUACCAUUGCAUUCAAUCUCUUGCAGAAGGCUUCUCAAAAGAACGAUCCUGAGGCAAUUGCUUUUCUCGGGGAUUGCUACCAUAAGGGGACCGGUACGGAGAAGAAUUUGGAAAUAGCCGUGGAGCAUUAUCUCCGUUCUGCCUCUUUAGGCUAUCCGUUUGCAUACUCUGCUACAGCUGAACUCUAUUACGAAAUUGGCAAUUUCGAUCUCGCUUAUGAUUACUAUUUACUAGCAUCAAAGGAACCCAAGAUUGCACAAAGUAAAAUUGGCAAGAAUUCCAAGAUGAUGGUGGCUCGUUUGGCUCUCGCUUAUAUUCCAGGAAAGACUCAAAAGUCCAGUGCUCUCUUGGAAAAUUUAGUCAGGUUUAACAAGAUAAUUGCUCUUACCGACGCAUUUGAGAUACUCUCAGAGCUUUGUAAUCAAGAUCAGUUCCCUCAAGCUUUUGAGCCUCUUGGUUAUUGCUACCUUCAUGGGCAUGGAACAACAAAGAAUAUUACCGAAGCAACAUUCUGGUUUCGUAAAGCAAUCGAGGAGCUGAAUGACAGUGCUGCUUAUUUUCAUCUUUUCAAUAUCUAUGCCCACGGUUUAGGAAAUACACUUGUUGAUAUCCCCUCAGCACUCGCUUACCUCAGAAAGAGCGCAGAGCAAGGUUACACUGAAGCUCAGUACCGUAUGGGCAUUAUCUAUCUGCAGGGCGAAUUCGGCAUUAUGCCUGAUGAACGCACAGCGACAGACUGGCUGAAACUAUCUGCUUCCAAACUGCAUGCUGAAAGUAUUUGGAUGCUCUCUCAAAUGGCUGCAGCCAUCCAUCAGGACGAUUUGAAACUUGAAUAUCAAAAGAGUGCCGCUUCCUUAGGUCAUGUGCUCUCUAUGCGUGAGCUUGGUAAACAGUAUCUGAAACAGCUAGACACCCCUUUCUUGAGCAUACUGAUGCAAAACGAAUACCUGGAUGAAGCCCUAAAGUACCUACAUAUGGCUGCAGAUGCAAAUGAUACUGAAGCACUGAUUAUCUUGGGAAAGACUUAUGCAAACUGUACAAAGACCAACAUCAAGUACUCACACCUUCAAAACAACUUACCCACACCUACAGAUACCAACAGCUUCUGCGAUGAGGAUGAAGAGAUAGAUUCCCGCUGGCAAUCAGAAGAAGACGAAAAGGCACUGGCUAUUCAAUGCUUCGAAAGGGCCGCUGCAUUAGGUAGCAUUGAAGCAACUGUGUAUGCUGCUGAGGCAUGGCAUGAGCAGGAACAGUAUGCUGCUGCUCUAGAAUACUUUCAGAAGGCUGCAUCUCAAGGCCACGUACUGGCGCGCUUCUUUUGUGCGCGUUAUUCGAUUGAAGGUUUUGGUGGCAUGCCUGUAAAUCCUGAAGAAGGGUUCAAGGAACUUUUAAUCUGUGCUAAUGAACUGAACUGUGUCCAUGCUUAUAAUACGUUAGGUCAGUGUUAUGAAAACGGUGUUGGUACAGAAAAGAACGACCAACUUGCCUAUGAAUGGUACCGCCGUGCAGCCGAAAUGACCCGUGAUGCUGAAGCCUAUUACCGUAUCGCUCAAAUGUAUGCUCAAGGCCGCGUUGCUUUACCAAACCCAACAAUGAAUAAGGACAUAGAAGCCUGUAGGAUGUACGAAUUGGCUACAAAGGCAACACCUAAAGGCCAUGGACCUUCUUGUUAUGAGCUUGGUCUUUAUCAUCUCAGGGGUAUUGCUGAUCCUUUAGACGACAAGCGUAUCCUUUUGACUCCUGACGUAUUCCAAGGAAUUGAAUAUCUUCGUACAUCAUCCGAUCUGAAUAUCAAAGAGGCCAUGUUUACCCUUGGUUUGCUUUUCCUCAACGGUAAUUUUCCUGUAGAAGAACAAGAAGAAGGAUAUCGUAGACUUUUACGAGCCGCUGAGCUUGGCUCUUCUGAAGCUCAGUUUCAUCUUGGCAAGUUCUAUCACCGUGGCAAAGACAUUAUGACCGACUCUGAAAAAGAUGGCGAAGAGUAUACCCUUAUUCCUCAAGACCUUGAAAAGGCCUUUGAUCUUUUUUGUAGAUCUGCAGCUCAGCGACAUCCUACUGCCACAUACUACCUAGCCUUUUACUAUCACCAUGGUAUAUACGUUCCGCCUGACAUUAACACUGCUCUUGAGCAGUACGAGCUUGCUGUAGAUCUGUUUGAAAAGUAUGAAGUAGUACCUGAAGAACGAUGGCAAGCUGAAUAUAACCUUGGGUCCAUUCUGCAUAAGCAUAUUGACAGUCAGGCUCGUGCCUAUGAACUCUUUCAGGCAGCUCAAGCCCAUGCUCCGGUCAACUUCAAAUAUCUACCCCAAAUCAUGAUCACUCGAUACCAUCUUUAUGGAUGGGCUGAUGUUCCUGUUCAGGCUAGAGAAGCAGCUGCUACACUUGUCCGUUUCGCACAAGAAAAAUUUGGAUACCGCGUAUAUCUUGAUGUAGCAAGAUGUUAUGAAUAUGGACUUGGUAUUCCCAAAGAUGCCCAUCAAGCGUUCUAUUGGUACGGACAAGUCCUUAAUAGAGCAAACAGUGUGAAUGAGUCUUCAGUGGAUAUGUCCACUUUAUUUAUUGAUGAAGAUACAGAAGAAGAUGAAUCAGCUGCCAUGUUUAAACUCGCAGAAUUUUAUCAAAAAGGCGAUGUUGUUUCAAGAGACAUCGAAAAAGCCGAUAGACUCUACUGCCUUGCAGCCAAAAGGGGUUCACAAGACGCUCAAGAACACCUUUCUCUUAAAUUGAAAAGAACCACUAUUUAA
Rhizopus microsporus ATCC 52813 is the source of this 5463-nucleotide messenger RNA. RefSeq names its product HCP-like protein. The record is from RefSeq and is a predicted model, not a curated record. The transcript is spliced from 7 exons. Gene Ontology annotation, molecular function: protein binding. The coding region runs from base 133 to 5463 and encodes 1776 amino acids. Lineage: Eukaryota; Fungi; Mucoromycota; Mucoromycetes; Mucorales; Rhizopodaceae.